AUGGAGUACAAGCCGCAGCUGCCACCAGACCGCACCACCGCGGCGGCGGCGUCCCGGGUCCGCAUCACGCCCCGGAUCAUCAUCCACGGCGGCGCGGGCAACAUCCAGCGGAAGGGGUACCCGGCGGACAAGUACGACGAGUACCGCCACGCGCUGCUCACGAUUGUGCGAAACACAGAUGCGUUUAUGAAUAGCGACGUAAGCGCCGGCGGAGGAGGAGGAGGAGGAGGAGGAAGCGGCUUGUCAGAGAAGGAGAAAGAGAAGAGUGGCCCGUCGGCGCUCGACAUCGCGGCCCACGCCGUCGUGCAGCUCGAGGACUGCCCGCUCUUCAACUCGGGCCACGGCGCCGUCUUCACCCGCGACGGCAUCAACCAGCUCGAGGCCUCCGUCAUGGUCUCCCGCGGGAGGGCCAAGCGCGGCGUGGGCGUCUCGGGCCUGCGCCGCGUGCGCAACCCCAUCCUGCUGGCCAAGGCGCUGCUCGAGCGCGGGGACGCGGACCUCGGCGGCGAUCGGCUGUCGUCGUCGUCGUCGUUUGUGCCGGACAUGGAUGCUGCUUGUGAAACGCGAGCGAGGGCGCGUGCUGAGGACGACGACGAUGAUGAUGAAGGCCGCGAUGAUGAUGAUGAUGAUGAUGAUGAUGAUGAUGAUGAUGAUGAUGAUGAUGAGCUGGACGUGCCCUCGGCGCAGGGCCACACCAUGCUCUGGGGCCGCGCGGCGGAGCAGCUCGCCCGCCGGUACGGCCUCGCCAUGGUCGAUCCGAGCUACUACUUUACGCAGCAGCGGUGGGACGAGCACAUCCGGGCCCUCGAGCGGGAGAAGCAGCAGCGUGCCGCCUCCGUCUCCUCCUCCUCCUCCAACCCCUCCACCUGCCCGACGGGUACGGCAACGGCAACGGCGACGGCGACGUGGUCCGCGGACGAGUACCUCCCGCAGGGCACCUGCGGCGCCGUCGCGCUCGACGACCGGGGCGUCAUCUGCGCGGCGACGAGCACGGGCGGCAUGACCAACAAGCUGACGGGCCGCAUCGGCGACACGCCCGUCCCCGGCGCGGGCUUCUGGGCGGAGGAGUGGGAGGAGGAGGACGGGCACGGGCACGGGCAUCAUCACCGGGGGCACAGCGGCGGCAAGUCCAUGUGGGAUCGCGCGGCCGACGCGCUCGCCAGCUCCCCCGCGGGCAUCACCCUCGCCGGCCCUCUCAAGGGCUUCCUCGCCGACUGCCUCCCCACACCCUUCCUCUACACGCCCGUGCCGCCUCCCACCACCCCUUACCCACCUCUCUACGACAGCCGCAACCACAACCCCAACCGCAGCAACGUCAUAAAAACCCGCUCGACCGGCCUCUCCGGCACCGGCAACGGCGACUCCUUCCUGCGCACCGCCGCCGCCCACACCGUCGCCUGCCUCGCCCGCCUGCGGCCCCUCCCCGCCGCGCGCGCCCUCGCCGCCGUGGCGGGACCGGGGGGCGACCUGCAGCGCAGCGCGGGCGCGCGCUGGGGCCGGCGCGGCGAGGGCGAGGGCGGCAUCAUCGGCGUGGAGUGCGCGCUGCGCCGCGACGCCGCGACGGGGAGGGUGCUCGCCGCGCGCAGCGAGGUCGUCAUGGGGUAUAACUGCGGGGGCAUGUACCGCGCGUGGAUCGAUGAUGCGGGGGAGGCUGUCAUGAGCGUGUGGACGGACGGGGCGGCGGAUGAGGACCGGCCGUAG
This is a messenger RNA of Purpureocillium lilacinum, 1701 nucleotides long. RefSeq lists its product as uncharacterized. Gene Ontology annotation, cellular component: cytoplasm. The record is from RefSeq and is a predicted model, not a curated record. NCBI's taxonomy places the organism in Eukaryota, Fungi, Ascomycota, Sordariomycetes, Hypocreales, Ophiocordycipitaceae. Gene Ontology annotation, molecular function: asparaginase activity; beta-aspartyl-peptidase activity.